AUGUUAGGAGCAACAACGGAUUAUGAUGAUUUAGAUCUCUUAAUAACGCUAGCUCUUAAGGUUUUGUCAAGGAAAUCUUAUAAAGUCAAGAGGGAAGAUAUUCUACCUGCAUCGAUUGCAAUAAUAUUUCUAUCACAUUCUGAUGUAAUUUGUAUCCGGUCAAAUUCGUUGAGUGCACUUGGACAUGAAAUUUGUGAGGCUUCGAAAGUCUAA
Molecule: messenger RNA, 213 nt
Organism: Clunio marinus
Lineage: Eukaryota; Metazoa; Arthropoda; Insecta; Diptera; Chironomidae
Source: the annotation of a GenBank genome assembly